AAAAUACUGAGACACGUUGAAAAUAUAGAAUCACAGCAGCUGUGUGGUUUUUUUAAACAGAAGAAGGUGAAAGUUUCAGAUGUUUAUGUGACGAGAUGGAAACUCUGCUUCUUGUUUGUCGUAGUGUCUGAGCUUCAGGAGGAAGGAAUAAAUGCCAUCAACCUUCCGCUCAGCCCUUCACACUAUGAGCUGGACCCUGAAGACACCAUGUUGGAGGAGAAUGAAGUUCGCACGAUGGUCGACCCCAACUCCAAGAACGACCGAAAGCUGCAGGAGCUCAUGAAGGUGUUGAUCGACUGGAUAAACGAUGUCCUGGUGGGAGAGAGGAUCAUCGUGAAGGAUCUGGCUGAGGAUCUGUACGACGGGCAGGUUCUGCAGAAACUGUUCGAGAAGCUGGAAGGUGAGAAACUGAACGUGGCGGAGGUGACCCAGUCGGAGAUCGCCCAGAAACAGAAGCUGCAGACGGUUUUAGAGCGAAUCAACGACUCGCUCAAACUCUCCACCAGAAACAUUCGCUGGAACGUCGACUCGGUUCAUGCUAAGAGCAUAGUUGCCAUUCUGCACCUGCUGGUGGCGCUGUCACAACACUUCAGAGCACCAAUCAGAUUGCCCGACCACGUUUCUAUCCAAGUGGUGGUCGUUCAGAAGCGAGAGGGAAUCCUUCAGUCCAGACAGAUUCAGGAGGAGAUCACCGGAAACACAGAGGCCUUCUCUGGCAGACACGAGCGGGACGCCUUCGACACCCUGUUCGACCACGCUCCAGACAAACUCAACGUUGUGAAAAAGAGCCUCAUAACUCAGCUCCACGUGUUUGUCCUGCUUCAGUUUGCAGACGGUGUUUACCUGGUGUUGCUGAUGGGGCUGCUGGAGGGAUACUUUGUGCCGCUCUACAACUUUUUCCUCACGCCAGAGAAUUUUGACCAAAAGGUCCACAACGUGUCCUUCUCCUUCGAGCUGAUGCAGGAUGGAGGUCUGGAGAAACCAAAGCCCCGACCAGAGGACAUUGUGAACUGUGACCUUAAAUCGACACUGCGCGUCCUCUACAACCUCUUCACCAGGUACAGGAACGUGGACUGAGCGCCACACGCAGCACGGGCGAAGGCUUUGUCUCCACGGACGACAUCGUUAUCAAUGACCUUUGUUUUUCCUUCUGCUUGUUGGAGAAAUGUGUUUUUUUUUAUCUGAACGCAUGCGUCACACUUUGUAUCUGCUGAGCGAUGCACCACUCAAACCUGUUUCCUGCAAAGACAUUCAGUUUCUGGCUUUUUUAUAAACGGACAGUAUUAAUGUCGAUUUAAAUCGUAGCGCGUCUUAAGACGUGAACUGGGUCCAAACCUUUUCUGUAGUUUGUGUUUCUCGUGAAGCAGCAGCAGCAGAUUGUCCGAGGGGUGGAGCCUGUAGAGCAGCGGGAGGCGGGACGUGGCGUAUAAAUUCUGCGGUGGAAAGUUCAGUGUUGUCGUUCACAUCACGGCUGCUCAGCAACUUUACUCACGGACAAAAGGUCGUGUUUUUUUUUUUAUAUAUGUGACAAUUGAAAAAAGGAUAUUUCCAAGUUGACGUCUUCGUCAAGCAACUGACAUUUGUGUUCUCACACAAUAAUUUGCUGAAACGAUCCAGACCCCGGAGCACGUCUGUAGAGAUAAAAAGGAUUUGUGUUCCCCUCACUCGAUUUUUACAAAGAAUUUAUAAUGAACUUUACUUUUAAUUCAGAAAAAGAAAACGUUCACUUGUAUUUAUUCCUCAUUUGAACUUCUUCUUCUCUCUGCUCUUGUUUACUGAUAAGUGAUAUUUAAACAUCCUUCGUAUCGGAACACGUCUUCUCUCCUCUCGUCUUAACGUUUCUUAUGAUUGUGUUGAAAUAUUUGACCAAAGCUGUGUCGUCUUCACGCUCUAAAACCUUAUAAAGGCUUCACUCUAUCCUUUUGUAUAAUGCACUGUCUUAAUCUAAAAAGAAAUACAGGAGCAUUGUAUAAUCACUGUUUAAUUCGUUAUAUACUCAUUCGAUUCCUCUUGUUUCUGCAGGAUAAAUAAAAUCCGACUGAAUAUACAGUGUUUUCUGCAGCACUGUGUACGUUGCUGUGUGUAUAAACUCUCUUCUAGUGUUCAUCAUGUAUCUAUUUAAGUUUUAAUGCUUCACAUUCAAUAAAUCAUUCAGUUCCUGAA
This is a messenger RNA of Paralichthys olivaceus (Japanese flounder), 2163 nucleotides long. The record is from RefSeq and is a predicted model, not a curated record. NCBI's taxonomy places the organism in Eukaryota, Metazoa, Chordata, Actinopteri, Pleuronectiformes, Paralichthyidae.